AUGAGCGCUCCGCCCAAGAGUGCGCUCGCCGUGCGUCGCGAGCGUGCGGCAGCCGCUGCACGCGCACAGGCUGCGGAACCAGCGCCUCCAGACGCAUGCGCCUCGACGGAGCAGGCACGCUUGGAUGCGAGUGCCGUCUCGAAGGAGAGCGCACGCGACGCGACGCCCCGCCCCGUGCGUGCCCGCACGCCGCGCGCGCCUCCCGCCGCCGAGGCGCCUUCGCCGGAGCAUGGGGCGCGUGCGGCAGCGCCCGCUGAGCUGCGGCCGAACGUACAGCCGCAGGCGCACACGGGCGCCGCUCCUGCGACGCUGGACACGGACGGCGCGCUGCUGUGUGGCCUGCAGCUCGGUGAGUCGGUCGUGGUGCGUGGGCUGUGCUACGUACAUGUGGUGCGGGGCUGCGCUAGCGUCGCGGGCGCGCGCCUCGACCGCCAUGCGGCGCCGUUCGCGCUGUUCGUCCCUGACGUGCAUCCUGCUGCGCCGAUCUGCGCCGUCGACGGCGCACCCGCCAAGGACGGCCCGUUGGCCGCGCAUGCCGUCGUUGUGCGUCUCGAGAAUGCGCGCUGCGGCCUCGAGCAGCUGGCGCGUGUAUGCCCGCUCGCAGGGAUGGACCCCUUCGCGACGGAGCGCUGGCGCCCGACGUACACGUUCGUGCUGGAGCGCGAGCCUCGCGACGGCCUGCAUGUGCCGCGCGCCUGGGCCGACACGCACGCGGCGCUGGUCGAGGCGGCCGCGUCGCCGCUGGUGGUGGUCGUGCGCGGCGCGAAAAAUACCGGCAAGUCGACGUUUACGCAGCUGGGUCUGCAUGCUCUGCUCACGACCGCGGGGCGCGGCCAGGUCGCGUUCCUGGAGCUCGAUCCCGGGCAGCCCGCGCUGGGCCCGCCUGGCCUGCUUGCGCUGCAUGUGCUUGAUGCGGCGCACGAGAGCGGCGUCUGGGCGCCCAGCUGGUGCACGGCGCGCACGCCCGUGCGAGCGCAUGUGCUCGGCGACGUCACACCGCGCGACGAUCCCGCCCGGUACGCGGCUGCCGCGCGCGAUCUCAUCGAGUACUUCCGCGCGGAGCUACAGUAUGGCGCGAUCGGCGCGGACGGGCGCCCGGCGAUGCGGCGCGCGGCGGCGCCCAUGCCGCUCGUCGUCAACACACACGGCUGGGUCAAGGGCCUGGGCCUCGACCUGCUCCUGCAUGUGUGUGCGGCGCUUGCGCCGACGCAUGUGGUCGAUCUGGGCGCGCCGCUGCCGGCGUCGUCCUCGUGCGUGCUGCCGGCGCUGGGCGACGCGGACGUGCCGGCCAGUGCGGCGCGGCGCCUCAAUGCCGCCGAGGCGCGCGUGCUCAGUAUGCUGGCCUACCUACAUAUGACGCAGCUGCCCCAGCCCGGCACGGGUCUGCGCGCGGCGUGGGACUUUGCGCGCCCGCUCGUGGCGCGCGUGCCGUUUGUGGUGGAUGUGUCGACGGGCCUGGCGGCCGGCUGCGCCGUGCUGGACACGCACGCCGCCGUGGACGAGGCGCUCCAGCUGCUCGCGCUGAAUGGGCGCAUCGCCGCGCUGGUCCUGGGGCCCGCGCGCGAGGCGGCCGCGACGGAUGUGUGGCGCGCCGCCUUUGAGCGUGGCGCCGCGCUCGUCCAUGCGCCUGCCGGACGCAGGCGCGAGCCGGUCCUCAGCCCGGCGCUUGGCCUCGCGCUCGUGCGCUCGAUCGACCGUGCACAGGGCACGGUGCAUCUGCUGACGCCGCUCUCGGGGCCGUACUUGCAGGCGGCCGUCGAGGCAGGCGACGCGCUGGGGCUCGUGCAGGGCGCCCUCGAUCUGCCGUUCUGGGGCGCCCUCGAUGCCGAAGCGUAUGCGGACGUGGUGCACAUGCGGCGUGCGCCGGCGGCCGAGCUGGCGGGUGUGCCGCGCGAGGCGGUGCCGUACCUCGCGUGGCCGCGCGAGCUGCUGGGAGAUGCAACGCCGCCCCGCGCGCAUGCGACGCCAACAAGCGCGGCACGCAGCCCCGCUGAGCCGGUCGGGGCGCGGCCCCGCAAGGUGCGGCGCAACCUGAUGCGGCGGGGGCAGCAGGCUACGUAG
Molecule: messenger RNA, 2061 nt
Organism: Malassezia sympodialis ATCC 42132
Lineage: Eukaryota; Fungi; Basidiomycota; Malasseziomycetes; Malasseziales; Malasseziaceae
Gene: GRC3
Product: polynucleotide 5'-hydroxyl-kinase
Biological process (GO): cleavage in ITS2 between 5.8S rRNA and LSU-rRNA of tricistronic rRNA transcript (SSU-rRNA, 5.8S rRNA, LSU-rRNA)
Cellular component (GO): nucleus
Molecular function (GO): polynucleotide 5'-hydroxyl-kinase activity
Source: RefSeq, a predicted model, not a curated record